GUUCUUCAGUGAAUUUUGUAGAACAAGAAGUGAAAUUAUGGGACCCAUAAAGUUCUUUUUGGUGAUUUUUAUUCUUAGUUUGAGUAAAAAGUUUCUUGUAAGAGCUGAAGAUGGAUUUUUGGAUAUUCUCCAGCCCAGAGGGGAUCUCAAUGGGUCAAUAUUUGAUUUAGAAAUUACAAUUUCAAGUGAAAUUUUAAAUUCUGGCCAUGGGAAUAAUGCUAAAGGGGCAUAUCGUUUAAAAAUUAUUUCUUAUGAUAAGGAUAAAAUACACAUUUCAAUUGAAAUGAAAGAACUAAAAGUACAAAAUGGUGAAAUUGUUGAACCCCCAUUGGAUUAUCUCGUGAAUAUUCCCAAAAAUAAUCCCAUAGACUUUAUACUAACAUCAUCAGGGAAAAUUAUUCUUCGGAAAAACGAAGCAACAAUGAAUUGGAAUUUCUACAAAACCAUCUCAAAUUUCCUCCUCUUUGAUGCCACGAGUUUCAAUAAGGUGAAAAAGGACGAAAGAGGUGCCUUCACUGUUAGCAUGCCAACCAUUUACGGAACUUGUGAUAUAGAAAGUUUAACACAACAAACAGGAUGGUCAACAUAUGUUGUGGAACAAUUUUUUGAUCCAACAACAUGCACAAAUUUCAACGAUUUCUCCUUCACUGAUGUUGAAAAAAAUCACAAAAAUUACAAUUUAAGGAUCAACAACUACAGGAUGUACAAUCUAGUCCAGAAGAAGGAUAUUAUAACCCUUGAUUCCCUAAAGACAAGCCAAAAGAUCUUUUGGAAACCAACAGAGGGACAAAGCCUCACGCAUUAUCUUCAAAUGACCUACAAUUUCACUUUCAUUGAAGAGACCGCAUUAUCUCUUGACGAUGCUAAUUUUGACUUUAGCAAUGAUAAGAAUUUGGAGCUUUUAACCACAAAUGGGGAACAGUUUCAAAAUGAUUCGAGCUUUCUCACUUUGGAAUCAAUGGAAAAUUUCAACAAUGACCAACUAAUUAGUUCUGUGAAAAAUGAAUUAAAGAAAAUUGCACACUUCUGGGGAGAACAUUUAAUUAACGCCAAUCAUUUCACCGAACCACUUCCACAAGAAAUUGUUAAAACAAUUUCUAUUUUGGAAUUAUUUGAAUACGAUCAAAUUGUCGAACUUUGGAAAUCCCUCAAAGGUGAUACAACAGAUGAUGGCUACAGCACACUCAAUAUAUUCUACAAUUUGAUCCCUCUUACGGGCUCAGAAGCUUCGGUGCUUUUUAUUGUGAAGAAAUUAACAUUUGACGGUGGUAUUAGUAGCAUAGACAUGGCACUAAAGAUGUUGACAAAGCUUGCAGGGAGUAUUAGAAAUCCAAGCUUUAAAGUUCUCGAAGCUCUUAAGGAAGUUGCAGAAUCAAAAUCAAGUGCAGCUGUUCUGGCCUAUACAGCUGCAGUGGGAACAGCCUAUGAACGGAAUGCAUCACCUGAGUUACUAAAAUACAUACAACAAGUUGAGAAUGAGAUGUUUUCAGUGAUUUUUGAUUCAUUGCACAAUCAAAAGCAACUAAGACUCUACAUUCAAGCCUUGGGAAACUUGGGAAGUGUUUCCUUGAGAGACAGUCGAAUAGUUAAACUAUUGAGCACACCUAAUGAUGAUAUCCAUUUGUAUUGCAUUCAGGCUCUGGAGAGAUCAACACCAAAUAUUUUUGAUUUAAUGGUAAAAAUUCUUAGAGAAGGACAUAGGAGUUCUGGGUUGAAGGUAGUGGCCCUAAGGGUGGCCCUAAUGAACCUUCCGUCAGAGAAGGAUUUUGAAAUUUUAGCCAGAAUAAUGGAUGCUCAAGUGAACAAUGAAAUUUACAAUCUCUUUGAGUCAGCAGUGAGAACACUAAUUAAGGACAAUGUUCUACCUAAGACAACUGAAUUGUGGCUAAGACAGCGUGUACCAAUGAGAAGAUCAACGGCUUUUGUAUAUCAUAGCCCCAAAAAUCUUCCUAUGCCCGUAGCCGUGAGGGGUGCUGUCUUUUUCAAUGAUCUCACAUGGGCUCUUGAGCAAAUACAUUUAUCAAUUUAUCAAACUUUCAAUGGGAAGAACGUCAAAAUGUACUCAGUUUUCAUCAGACUAAUUGAAGCUAAUAAGAUCACAACACUAUCAAAUUUCGGGAAGAAUUUAAUGGAACAGGAGAAGCUAAACUACGAAUUCACCUUCUACAGAGGCGCCAAAGUCAUCAUGUCUGUUGCUGAUAAAUAUGAUUUUAAAUCAACACUUGCAGAUUUAUUGCAACUAUUCCAAGAUUUCACCCUUCUUCCCUUCAAAAUUGAUAUGGGUGAUAUUUUUCAACAUAUAAAUUUGGAUUAUUUCUUCCCAACUGAUGCUGGGAAAUACGCUCAUCUGUACUUUAGUGUACCCUGGAUGAUUUCUACCAAGUUUAACUCUCUCAAAAUUGCUGAAGAUUCCGUUGUGAUGAAUAUUUUGGCAAGCCUGAAUUUUACAGCACAAAGUGCUACAGGAAUGUACAUUUAUCAACCAAAACUACAAGUCUUACAAGGAACAAGGGAAGUGUCAAGUGUCAUCUUUACCGAACAAAUAGCUUUUAAAGUUUACAGAGAAUCACAAAUUCAAAAAUUCACUUUUGUCGUGGAACUAACAGAUGCUCUUACACCACUCUUUGGUAUACGAUUCCGUAAAUUUACUUAUGUUCAUUUCAAUAGAAUUGGUGAACUUGGAGAACCAAUUGCUUCCAAUCAAGAUGACAAAUUAAGUGAUUUCUUUGUGGUAUCUCCUAACUAUUUGGGUGGAUCAAUAUAUGGUGAUAAAUACGAAUGGCACACUGAUUUUGGUGCAAAGUUCCAUUCUCAAGCAUCAAUUCAUCAGGCACCAUUUGGAAAUUACGAUACCCCAAAUCUUGGAAAAGAAAUUCUCUUUACUAAAGCAUUUACGGAUUUACUCAUUGAAAGUGAAGGAGAUUUCUUCGUGUCCCUAAUAAGUUACAUUAAUUGGAAUUUUUUGGCCAAUUCAGCCUAUACGUACAACUUUAAGGCUCUCCUAGAACCCAGUGAUGUAUUUUCAGUAAAAAAGUACUCACUUCAAGUAUCUAUGAAUUACGUGUUAAUUGAAUUUAAAGACACUGAAGAUCGUGUUAAGGUUUACUACAAAAUAACUCAAGAUCCUGGCAAUGGAAUACAAUUUAUGCGAAUGAUUCCCGGCGGAAAAUCAUCAAUGUGGUGUUUGACUGAAUUAAAAGAUGAAUUGGAUGAGUCAAUUCACCAAUUUACCUAUGGGACAGAUGAUGAGGACAUUCUUGAAUGCACGAAGGAUCAAUUUCAGAUUCUCUUCAGGACAAGAUCGGAAUUUUCAAAAGAACAAAUUCACGAUCACAAUGAUAAGAGAUUAUCCUACAUUGAAUGUCUGCAUCAAUCGCCAUAUCUACAAAAUUGGGAUCCAACUAAUACCUAUACAUGUGCACAAGCAGCUCAUACUCUCCGGGAUAUGACCAUCAAUAUUAACUACAAAAAUGCACCAAAAGAAUUUACAAAGUUCUUCGAAAACUUUUGGAUUUGGUUCUUGCAAUCUUCUCAUGGAAUUCCAAGUGACAACAAUCCUAUUAAUGUUGAAGGACCUGGAGCCAUAACAAUCAAGAUUAAUUUUCCUAUGAAACUGCCACGUGUUAAUCUUGAAAUAUUCCUACCAGACAAAAUGUUUUCAUUUACAUUCCCUUCAGAUUUCCUCAUUCCCGACAACACUGCCAUUUCGGACUUUUCAACUAUCAUUGAAUUCCUUACUCCUUCACCAAUGUGUACAGUUGUUGCCGUAGACAGUCAACGUAAAUCACGUGAUCACUACCUCCCACGCUUUACUGAUUCCUGGACACCAGUUGCAAAAAUAAACCAAGUUUACGUUUCAGUGAAGAAAAUCUUUGGGGAUCAGUUAUCCCUAAAAAUUGAUUAUCAAAAUCAAACUAUAAUUGCCAAUCCGAAAAAUAAUUCAUCAACCUCAUCGGAUAAAUUUGAAGUCAUCAUUGGAGAAAAUAUUCUCAAUGAUAUGCUAACGAGUCAAUUUAAUAAGAAAAUUCAAAAAAUAUUCAUUUUGAAUACAAUUUUCUUCACUCCGGAUGCAUUUAAGUGGGAUCAAACCUUUGUAAUUGGCUACAAUGGGCAGAGUGUUAUGAUUACAGAAUCCAGCAAGGCAGAUUACAAUUCUGGACCUUGCUUUGGACUACAGGAUACUGCAAAUUAAAAGCCUAAGAUAAAAGAACAUACUUGUUGUGUAAUAAAUGAAUUAAAAAUAAAAGAAAUUUGAAAAAA
Messenger RNA from Lutzomyia longipalpis, 4260 nucleotides. RefSeq lists its product as uncharacterized. Gene Ontology annotation, biological process: lipid transport. The record is from RefSeq and is a predicted model, not a curated record. Gene Ontology annotation, molecular function: lipid carrier activity. Lineage: Eukaryota; Metazoa; Arthropoda; Insecta; Diptera; Psychodidae. The transcript is spliced from 5 exons. Bases 38 to 4192 code for a protein of 1384 amino acids.